CCGGAAAUACUUGGUUGCUCGUUGGUUUUAUUGUUACUCUGAAUGAAGCAAUCAUGGACGCAAAGAAAUCUACAUAACAAAAUUAGCAACUGAGAAGCUAUUAUUUGGGGCACGGUGUACAGUUAUACAUUUAGUAAAUGAUUAAUGUCUUUGUUUCCAUUGAUUUUGAACAUGGGAUUCGUAUUAGGAGUUGUGUUAUCCAAACUAGCUCAUGCUUACUAACGUCGCUAACGUUAGUUAGCUAGCAAACAGUUGCAUGAAAUCCGCACGUUGGGCCGAUACAGCUAACUAGUUUGUCCUCUUUUAAUUGCCUUAAAAACAAUGAACACUGUACUAUUGUAAUCCAGUAUAGCAAUAUUGUAAUUCUUACCUAGUUUACGAAUACAGCAGACCAACAACUAUAGCCCUGAUGGUUACCUAUUAUGCUUAGCAUGCUGACAGGGCUAGAUUAGCUGGGUUGUAAUCAUUAGUCCAAACAGUUGCAAAACGUGUAACUAAAAUAAGUGUUUCUAUUGAACAAAUUCAGGACAGAUGUCCUCAUGAUGAACUUUGAUAGUCUGGACCCAGGAAUGGGUGAAUACGCACCCGCCCUCCAUGGGAAUCUAGAGCCGGGUAGGGAGCCCUCCAUGGACCCACGGCUCAAUCCGGGUUUGUUGCAAGGUGUGGAGCUUGAUCCAGAUGGUCUUCCCGUGGCCAUACCUGAGUCUGUGCACAUGAUGGAGGGGAUGUUCUCUGAGCUCCACAGCGUGCAUGCAGAGGUGGGCGUUCCUGUCACAGCAACUCACUUUGACCUGCAAGAGGAGCUACUCUGGAUGGGGAACCACAGGGGACAUGCGAUGUCCUUCUUUGGUUCGACAAUGGGCCGCUACUCAUCUUUCCAGGCGCACUCGACUGAUGACAUUCGUCAGAUUCAGAGCAUGGAGACAGGGGUUCUGUUUCUCUCUAAGAGUAAUCUCAAGUGCCAAACUCGUGGAGGCCUCGUAAUGUUCGACUACCCAAUGGAGGAGGGAGCUGACAUGCAUAGUCUGCUUAUGACAGAAAACAAUGCAAUGCUCAUGGGUGGACUACAGAAUUAUGUGCUUGAAUUUGACCUUAAUACUGUGCAGCAGACCCAAAAGUUCACAGUCGAGGCUCCAGGGGUAGCUAUUAUGCGGCAGUCCAAUCGUUUCUUAUUCUGUGGGAACACAUCUGGGAAGGUGUCCCUUUGUGACCUGCGCACUUUCAAGCUAGAACAUGAGUUUGAUGCCUUCUCCGGUAGCCUGUCAGACUUCGAUGUCCAUGGCAACCUCCUGGCUGCAUGUGGGUUCUCCAGUCGAGGGCUGAACAGACUGGCGUGUGACCGCUUCCUCAUGGUGUUUGACCUGCGCAUGAUGCGCACUGUGACACCACUCCAGGUGCACGUGGACCCCCUCUUCUUGCGCUUCAUCCCUACGUACACGUCACGCCUGGCCAUCAUCUCACAGACAGGAGAGUGUCAGUUCUGUGAGCCCACUGGACUAGCUAACCUGGCUGACGUUUUCCAUGUCAACACCGUGGGCCAGUUGCUCAUGAGCUUCGACGUGUCCUCCAGCAAGCAGGCUUUGGCCUUUGGGGACUCUGGGGGAGGUGUGCACCUUUGGUCAGACGCCCCAGAGGUCUCCUACAACAGCUACUCGCGGGAGACAGAGUUUGCUCUGCCCUGUCUGGUGGACUCCUUGCCUCAGCUAGACUGGAGCCAUGACCUGUUGCCCUUGUCCCUCAUCCCCAUGCCUUUGAACAGCUCAGAACCACUACUGUCAGACUGGGUCACCACACAGGCCACUCCCAGCCCUAGACGAGCACCCCCAGUGGACCCAGAGAUCCUGCGCACUAUGAACUCUGUAGGGUUCAUUGGUUACGCCCCCAAUCCUCGCACACGUCCCCGGAACCAGGUUCCUUACAAGAUCAAGGAGGUGGAGCUGGACUAUGAUAACUACAACCAGGGUGUUCCUGAGUCUCUUAUUGGUCGAGAUGAAGAACCACACCUGUACAUGGUGCCCAAGAAAUACAGGAAGGUCACCAUCAAAUACUCCAAACUUGGCCUCGAGGACUUUGACUUCAAACAUUACAACAGGACCCUGUUUGCUGGUCUUGAACCUCACAUUCCCAAUGCUUACUGCAACUGCAUGAUUCAGGUGUUGUAUUUCCUGGAGCCAAUCCGCUGCCUGGUCCAGAACCACCUGUGUCAGAAGGAGUUCUGUCUGGCGUGUGAGCUGGGCUUCCUCUUCCACAUGCUGGACCUGUCACGAGGAGACCCCUGUCAGGCCAGUAAUUUCCUCCGAGCAUUCCGAACAAUCCCAGAGGCAUCUGCCCUGGGCCUUAUCCUGGCUGACUCUGAUGAGCAGACGGGGAAGGCCAGGCUGGGCCGUCUCAUCCAGAGCUGGAACCGCUUCAUUCUAACCCAGCUCCACCAGGAGACCCAGGAGCAGGAGGGGCCACAGGCCUACCGAGGAGCCAGCAGCAGUGCUCUGGGCUCCUCAGGCGAGUCUGUAAUCGGAAGGCAGUUUGGAUGUGAGGUUGAGAACAGCAGCCUGUGUCGCUGUGGAAAGGAGACCGUACGCUCCUCUCUCACCUUGCUCUUCACCAUGCACUACCCUGAGCAGAACUCACUUGAUAAGACGAUAAAGGAGUAUGACUUUGCUGAGAUCCUGAAGAAGAGUAUAUGUCUGGAGCAGAGUACACAGGCGUGGUGUGAGAACUGUGAAAAGUACCAGCCCACAGUGCAGACACGGAACAUCCGCUGCCUUCCUGAUGUACUGGUCAUUAACUGUGAGGUGAACAGUGUCAAAGAGGCUGAGUUCUGGAAGGCUCAGGCAGAGUACGCUUUCAUCAAGGCCAAGAAGAAAGAGGAAAUGGAACCCCAUAAGCCCAAAGAACCUCCACCACAACAACCAACUGAGUGGUGCUUAGAGGAGGGGCUGGUCAAUACGGAGGGCCUGACCUUUGACACCAGAGUGGAGGACCUGCGUCACGUCUGGAUCCCUCUCACUCUGAAGAUGUCCAUCAGCAAAAGCCAGGGCCUGGAGAUAAGCAGUUGGCCAGAGGAAGAGGAGCUGAACUCCACUGAGGAGGCUGAAGGAGCGUCUCUCUAUGACUUGGUGGUUACUGUGCCUCAUGUACUGGACGCUCGCACCGGGGGAAACCUGGUAGCACACAUCAAAGUGGGAGAGACCUAUCACGUCAGAAAAGAGGGGGUAACACACCAGCAGUGGUAUCUAUUCAAUGACUUCCUGAUUGAGCCAAUUGACAAGGCAGAAGCAGCACAGUUUGAUGUGAACUGGAAGGUGCCUGCCAUCUUAUAUUACGCCAAGAGAAACUACCACUCCAAAUACGACCUACGCAUUAAAAACCCCAUCGAGGCCAGUGUGCUGCUGACAGAGGCAUCACUGGCGAGGAAGCAGAGGAAGAGCCACGCCACGUUCAUCCCCCUCAUGGUCAGUGAGAUGCCCCAGGCCGGAGACCUCGUGGGACUGGACGCUGAGUUUGUCACCCUCAACCAGGAGGAGGCAGAGCUACGCAGUGACGGCACCAAAUCCACCAUUAAGCCCAGUCAGAUGUCUGUGGCACGGAUCACCUGUGUGCGCGGUCAGGGUCCCAACGAUGGAGUACCAUUCAUCGAUGACUACAUCUCCACUCAGGAGCAGGUGGUGGACUAUCUGACCCAGUACUCAGGCAUCAAACCAGGGGACCUAGAUGCUAAGAUUUCCUCCAAGCACUUGACCACUCUGAAGUCAACUUACCUGAAGCUGCGCUUCCUCAUUGACACCGGAGUGCGCUUUGUUGGCCAUGGUUUACAAAAGGACUUCCGCGUUAUAAAUUUGCUGGUGCUGAAGGAUCAGGUAGUUGACACAGUCUACCUGUUCCAUAUGCCUCGUAAGAGGAUGAUCUCUCUGCGCUUUCUCGCCUGGUACUUCCUGGACCUGAACAUCCAGGGUGAGACACAUGACAGUAUCGAGGAUGCACGCACCGCACUUUCUCUGUACAAUAAGUACCUGGAACUGAGUCGUGGAGGAGGAAACAAUGAAGUCCGCAAAGUUCUGAAGGGACUCUACGAGAAAGGCCGCAAGAUGGACUGGAAAGUCCCGGACUGUGACACAGGAGAUGGUUAAGGUAGCUGAAAAAGUGUGAAACUGGCAUUGCAUUAGAGAGUGUAAUGUUGGUGGGGUUUAGGAAUUAUUGAGGCUGACUAAACUUUACUUACUAUUAUUAGCAGUUUACAGUGUCAAUCAAUCCACACUGAUUGAAUGUGGUCCCCUCCUACAUGCACAGCUUCUUUCCCUCAAUGAUGGGACUGUGAAGAGUACCGGAAGACAAACUGAUUCACUCUCUAUUUCAAUCAGCCUUUUCUUUUGUAUUGUUCCAACUAGGGCUAGCACAAUUACCGUACAACCAUAUAACCAACAGUGAUGGAUAAAGACUGUCAUGAAAAUAAAAUAACCGUUGUAACUGUU
Messenger RNA from Salmo salar (Atlantic salmon), 4469 nucleotides. It is a transcript of the gene pan2, whose product is annotated as poly(A) specific ribonuclease subunit PAN2. The record is from RefSeq and is a predicted model, not a curated record. Gene Ontology annotation, biological process: nuclear-transcribed mRNA poly(A) tail shortening; mRNA processing. Gene Ontology annotation, cellular component: P-body; PAN complex. Gene Ontology annotation, molecular function: protein binding; nucleic acid binding; poly(A)-specific ribonuclease activity. NCBI's taxonomy places the organism in Eukaryota, Metazoa, Chordata, Actinopteri, Salmoniformes, Salmonidae.